AACCAAAAAUAAGCAGACCGUUUCGGAAAUGGUUUUUGUCGGUCUGGUUUAUAUGUUAGAAUACAAUAAGUGAAGAACACCAAAACCCAGUCCAUUUCAUUUUGCAGAAAACAACAGGGAAAGAAAUUUCUGACCCUAACCGCGUGUCGUUAAAAUCCUCAAACGCAGAGUAGACAUAGAAUUAUCAAAAAGCGGGGAAAGGGAGAUUGAAUUCGAUCCUGGGACGUUAACGUUGUUUCAAUUCAAUUGUGGUCCUGUCGGUGCCCUAUCUCAGACGACGAUGUCAUCUUUAUAUAGAGGGGAAUCCAGGAGGUACAACAAUAAACCAAGAGGACGUCAUAAUUUGACAACGCAGAAGAAGCAAGAGAUUAAGGAAGCCUUUGAGUUAUUUGAUACUGAUGGCUCAGGUACUAUUGAUGCCAAGGAGCUGAAUGUUGCUAUGAGGGCCCUUGGAUUUGAGAUGACAGAAGAGCAAAUCAAUCAAAUGAUAGCAGAUGUGGACAAGGAUGGAAGUGGAGCAAUUGAUUAUGACGAAUUUGAGUACAUGAUGACAGCCAAAAUAGGAGAAAGGGACACUAAAGAGGAGCUCAUGAAAGCUUUCCAUAUUAUUGAUCAUGAUAAAAAUGGAAAGAUAUCCGCAUUAGACAUCAAGCGCAUUGCAAAAGAGCUAGGUCAAAAUUUCACUGACAGAGAGAUUCAGGAGAUGGUUGAGGAAGCAGACCAAGAUAAUGAUCGAGAGGUUAGUGCGGAGGAGUUCAUCACGAUGAUGAACAGAACUCGCUUCCAUCACUAGUCUUAUCUAUAUGGGGGCAGUUGAUAUCUUUGUUUGGCUGCACUACUAGUAUAGGAAAAUUAAAAAUAAAAUAAAAAACUGAAGCUAUGUACUCUUUGCUAUUGUAAAAGUUGUAUGAAUGAUUCCUAUCUAUGUUUGGGUAUUGCCUAUGAAUAAAAUUGAUGUGUAUGUCCAUAUUUUGGUUUAA
This is a messenger RNA of Glycine soja, 980 nucleotides long. Its product is annotated as probable calcium-binding protein CML20. Lineage: Eukaryota; Viridiplantae; Streptophyta; Magnoliopsida; Fabales; Fabaceae. The transcript is spliced from 7 exons. Gene Ontology annotation, biological process: mitotic cell cycle; centriole replication. Gene Ontology annotation, cellular component: centriole; centrosome. The record is from RefSeq and is a predicted model, not a curated record. Gene Ontology annotation, molecular function: calcium ion binding. Bases 281 to 793 code for a protein of 170 amino acids.